Asterias rubens (European starfish) is the source of this 1002-nucleotide messenger RNA. Its product is annotated as SR-related and CTD-associated factor 4-like. The transcript has 2 exons. Lineage: Eukaryota; Metazoa; Echinodermata; Asteroidea; Forcipulatida; Asteriidae. The record is from RefSeq and is a predicted model, not a curated record. The coding region runs from base 1 to 1002 and encodes 333 amino acids.
AUGGCAGUGAUGAAAAAACUUCCAUCAUGUAUCAUUAAUCUCAGCCAGCUUCAAUCUCUUCUGACCCAAGCAAAGAAGUUCAAGAAUUUAAGGCGUGAUUCUGAAAUGGAGAAAUACACAUCCCUUUGCAACCAAUUGUUCAAUCCUGUCAAUGAAGAUCCUGAGCCAGAGACCUCCAAGCUAGAACAUUUUGACAGUCCAAAGGAGGUUCAGCCUCAGCCUGGAACUUCAGAACAGCUUGACCCCCAGCCUGGAACUUCAGAACAGCUUGACCCCCAGCCUGGAACUUCACAACAGCUUGACCCCCAGCCUGGAACUUCACAACAGCUUGACCCCCAGCCUGGAACUUCACAACAGCUUGACCCCCAGCCUGGAACUUCACAACAACUUGACCCCCAGCCUGGAACUUCACAACAGCUUGACCCCCAGCCUGGAACUUCACAACAGCUUGACCCCCAGCCUGGAACUUCACAACAGCUUGACCCCCAGCCUGGAACUUCACAACAGCUUGACCCCCAGCCUGGAACUUCACAACAGCUUGACCCCCAGCCUGGAACUUCACAACAGCUUGACCCCCAGCCUGGAACUUCACAACAGCUUGACCCCCAGCCUGGAACUUCACAACAGCUUGACCCCCAGCCUGGAACUUCACAACAGCUUGACCCCCAGCCUGGAACUUCACAACAGCUUGACCCCCAGCCUGGAACUUCACAACAGCUUGACCCCCAGCCUGGAACUUCACAACAGCUUGACCCCCAGCCUGGAACUUCACAACAGCUUGACCCCCAGCCUGGAACUUCACAACAGCUUGACCCCCAGCCUGGAACUUCACAACAGCUUGACCCCCAGCCUGGAACUUCACAACAGCUUGGCCCCCAGCCUGGAACUUCACAACAGCUUGACCCCCAGCCUGGAACUUCACAACAGCUUGACCCCCAGCCUGGAACUUCACAACAGCUUGAGCCCUGCCCCCCAGCCUGGAACUUCACAACAGUCUAUUGA